Caenorhabditis remanei is the source of this 414-nucleotide messenger RNA. RefSeq lists its product as uncharacterized. The record is from RefSeq and is a predicted model, not a curated record. The transcript is spliced from 2 exons. Lineage: Eukaryota; Metazoa; Nematoda; Chromadorea; Rhabditida; Rhabditidae. The coding region runs from base 1 to 414 and encodes 137 amino acids.
AUGGCACCAAUCGACGGGAUUCUUCAGUUGGACCAUUGGAAACACCUGGAAUCGGUGACGUUGUGGUAUUUUGGUAUAAGGAACAUUCUACCAGACAUUGUACAUUUGCGACGUUUCGAGGCUAUGACCACAAUGACUUCGGAAGAAGUCAUCCAGUUGAAAAACCUGGUACUCCAAUCAACUCAACUCACAUAUUGUCAAGUGUACUGUACAAAUUGGAGUACAGAGAAUGACCUGUACGCAUUUUUUGGAUCAAACUAUGUAUUGAAGCUCGACAUCAUAAAGCUUUAUGCUUAUAAGUCCCGAAAAUCGAAAGACGUUUGGUAUGUAGAAGUGGAAGACGAAUAUUUAACUUUUGAGAAGUUAUCCGUGGAAAAUGAUCCUAAAAAUGUGACUAUCGUUGAAUAUGAUUAA